GCGUCUUCACAGCCGGGUGUCCACUGCGCAUGCGUGAGAAGCUCUGCAGUUUGUGAAUGUCCCCGUAGUCUUCUGGGACCUGUCACGUGUCUGCGGUCUCUGGUCAUUUCUUGUACAUCUGCAGUCUCUGGUCAUCUCCUGUACUAUGUCCGCAGUCUCUGGUCAUCUCCUGUACUGUGUCCGCAGUCUCUGGUCAUCUCCUGUACUGUGUCCGCAGUCUCUGGUCAUCUCCUGUACUGUGUCCGCAGUCUCUGGUCAUCUCCUGUACUGUGUCCGCAGUCUCUGGUCAUCUCCUGUACUGUGUCCGCAGUCUCUGGUCAUCUCCUGUACUGUGUCCGCAGUCUCUGGUCAUCUCCUGUACUGUGUCCGCGGUCUCUGGUCAUCUCGUGUACUGUGUCCGCAGUCUCUGGUCAUCUCGUGUACUGUGUCCGCAGUCUCUGGUCAUCUCGUGUACUGUGUCCGCAGACUCUGGUCAUCUCGUGUACUGUGUCCGCAGUCUCUGGUCAUCUCGUGUACUGUGUCCGCAGUCUCUGGUCAUCUCGUGUACUGUGUCCGCAGUCUCUGGUCAUCUCGUGUGCUGUGUCCUCAGUCUCUGGUCAUCUCGUGUGCUGUGUCCUCAGUCUCUGCUCAUCUCGUGUGCUGUGUCCUCAGUCUCUGCUCAUCUCGUGUGCUGUGUCCGCAGUCUCUGGUCAUCUCGUG
This is a messenger RNA of Staurois parvus, 699 nucleotides long. NCBI's taxonomy places the organism in Eukaryota, Metazoa, Chordata, Amphibia, Anura, Ranidae. The record is from the annotation of a GenBank genome assembly.